This is a messenger RNA of Necator americanus (New World hookworm), 924 nucleotides long. RefSeq lists its product as uncharacterized. Lineage: Eukaryota; Metazoa; Nematoda; Chromadorea; Rhabditida; Ancylostomatidae. The transcript has 9 exons. Gene Ontology annotation, molecular function: protein binding. The coding region runs from base 1 to 924 and encodes 307 amino acids. The record is from RefSeq and is a predicted model, not a curated record. Gene Ontology annotation, biological process: cytoplasmic translation.
AUGGAUGCAUCGUACCGCAUCCAUUCACGGCUUUUUCCAAACCUACGCACGGAAACGGAGGAACUAAGCGGCGGAUUCGAAAUCUAUUGGGCUGCAGCCGAACAACAUAAGAUUGGUGACCUGUUUGAUGAAGGUCUCGCUUGGCGAAUCCUGAAGAUCACGCACUGCCUUGGUUCUGUCAACAGCCCCGUCAAGAUCUCUGUCGAAGAUAGAUUUCUACUUUUAUCUGGUAUGGACUACAGAGAACAACAAACACAAGAAAUUGAAGCCCUACAAGCAAUAUAUCAAGAAGAAGAGUUCACAGUUAUUUGCGAUGAGUAUCCGAGUAUUUCUUUACGAGUAAACCUCAAGACGAAUCAGGAAAACGAAUGCGAUAGCGAUUUUGAAGUAGCACUUGUGAUAGGUUUACCAGAGAAUUAUCCGGAUGUCAUCCCACGGAUUUCUCUAGAGGGAAUUGACCACCUUUUCAGCGAGGAGCGGAUACGGAAGGCGGUUGAGAUGUUAGAAAACGAAGCAAGUAACAAUUUGGGCAUGGUGAUGGUCUUUUCUAUAGUCAGUGCUCUUCAGGAAGAAAUGGGGGCUUUACUGGCUGAAAAAAAGAAAGAGGCAGAACGAAAAGUCGAAGAGGAAAAAGAAAAAGCUGAAGCAAUAGCACGGAAGAAGUUCGAAGGUACACCGGUGACGCCACAAACUUUCCUAGCAUGGAAGGAGAAGUUCGACAAGGAACGAAAAGCGCUCGUGGAAAGGAAGCAGAAGGAACGUGAAGCCGCCUUAUCUGGAAAAUUAACGGGCAAGCAACUAUUUCUGAAGGACGCUACUCUCAAUCUUUCGGAUGUGGCGUUGAUCGAACAGAGCGUGGAAAUCGAUGAGUCUUUGUUUGAUGAGGAAAUCGAAGGCUUGGAGUUGGAUUCCGAUGAAGACUAG